This is a messenger RNA of Alligator sinensis (Chinese alligator), 2224 nucleotides long. RefSeq names its product zinc finger CCHC-type containing 4 (gene ZCCHC4). The record is from RefSeq and is a predicted model, not a curated record. NCBI's taxonomy places the organism in Eukaryota, Metazoa, Chordata, Crocodylia, Alligatoridae. Gene Ontology annotation, cellular component: nucleolus; cytoplasm. The coding region runs from base 250 to 1614 and encodes 454 amino acids. Gene Ontology annotation, molecular function: nucleic acid binding; rRNA (adenine-N6-)-methyltransferase activity. Gene Ontology annotation, biological process: rRNA methylation. The transcript is spliced from 14 exons.
AGAAAAGACUGUAGCUUUUUCCAGUGGGAAAAUGAAAAGGGUGGUGAUUACUGGCUCCAGCAGAAGCUGUCUUUGCUGCAAGGACACCAAAAUAAUGUUGUGCUGUAACCUGAAUGGACACAACAAAAAGAAGGUCCGUGCUCCAAAGAACUUUUACUCCAUGUUUAAGACAGGACAUGACAGAUGGGUACAAGCAUUUAGGAGAGAAAAGAAACGAAGUGAUAUUAUUGGUCAUCUUGACGGUGUCAGAUGCUAGGCUUGCAGCACGAGAAGAAUUUAACAGAAGUCGUCAACCCUCUUUAUCACACAGACAGAAUGUGGAAAGUCAGAUGUAUGGUAAGGCCUACAUCUUUAGUUACUAUGGUCAUUCAUGCCUUCACCAGUGAAAAUAUGAGCUUCCACACUUUAAUUAAAUAUAAGAAGUUUGUCCUGUUGCCGUUAUCGAAAAGGAAAUUUUGUCAAGAAUGCCAGCAGUUAUUACUGCCAGCUGAGUGGGAAAAUCACUUUGGACAUGAAGUACUUACUGACAUCACCAAUGCUCAGUUAAAAAGGCCCAGUCAGAUUCUAUAUCCACUGGAGAAUAAGAAAACAAAUGCACAAUAUUUGUUUGCAGAUAGAAGCUGCCAGUUUUUGCUGGAUCUUAUAAUUGCACUAGGAUUCAGAAGAGUGCUGUCUGUUGGCACACCGAGGCUUCAUGAAUUGAUCCAAAUAAAUGGAUGUGAAGAACAGCAGUUCAAUGUUAAAAGCCUUUUGUUAGACAUUGAUUUCAGGUAUUCACAAUUUUAUACAGAGGAAGAUUUCUGCCACUAUAACAUGUUUAACCAUUAUUUCUUUGGUGGAAAGGUUGCACAAGAAGUAUGUAGAAAAUUCUUGCAUGAAGAAAAAGGUGAAGGAGUCAUAAUGGUGACUGAUCCUCCUUUUGGAGGUUUGGUGGAAGCCCUGGCUUUUAGCUUUAAGAAGCUGAUUGCAAUGUGGAGAGAGGCACAAGAGGAAGCUCACAGCAGCAAGGAGAUGCCUAUAUUUUGGAUAUUUCCAUACUUCUUUGAGUCACGCAUUCUUGAAUUUUUUCCAAGCUUCACUAUGAUGGACUACCAGGUAGAUUAUGAUAAUCAUAUGCUUUAUAAACAUGGAAAGACAGGCCGUAAACAGUCUCCUGUUCGUAUUUUCACCAAUCUGUCUCCAAGUAUGAUAGUACUUCCUAUAGAGGAGGGGUACAGGUUUUGUUCUCUUUGUCAACGAUAUGUGAGUUCAGAAAACCAGCACUGUGAAAUGUGCAAUUCAUGUACAUCAAAAGAUGGUAGGCAAUGGAGACAUUGUGUUCUUUGCCAAAAGUGUGUAAAGCCUUCCUGGGUUCACUGUAACACAUGCAAUCACUGUGCUCUUCAGGACCAUGUUUGUGAGAGUGUGCAGGUUGGAUGCUUUAUUUGUGGCGGAGCGGAUCACAAACGCAGCACCUGCCCUCAUUUUUCUAUGACUAGAAGAGCUUACCAAGCUGACGGAAAGCAAAGGCAAAUGAAAAACAAGAAGCUAAAAAUGGGUACCAUUAAAAAACCAUCUGUGAAGCAGAGGAAAAUGAGAGUCUUGAAAGGAAAAAUAAAAAACAAGAAAGAGUGAAUCACACUUUCUUCUUGGCAUCUAGUUACUCAAGAUUUUUGCAGCCAGUCUUUGAUUUCAUUUACAGCAAAUGUUAGUAUGAUCUUUCAGAAUAAAAUCUAGUUGAAUUGGAAAUUAUUUCCCCUUAUAUAAUUCCUUAUAACCUUAGAGUUUCAAUGGCACUGGGACAAAAGCUUGUUACUCUGUUCAUGAACUAUUUCAAAUGAGAGAGAAAAUAGGUUAUAUAUGUCAGCCCAUACUGUGCAGAACUUAUAAGUGGAAAUAAUAUUAUAAAAUACCACUAAAAUAAAGGGACAGAAGUUAUAGUAGUUUUGGUUAGUUUGGUAUCGCCCACUGUUUAGGGGAAAAAAAGACCAAUAUAUUUGUAAUGCUGUCUGUUACAAACAUCGUUCCACUUCACCCCCACAUGCUCACUCUUAAAACCCACCAUCCAGCAUGGUCAUGUAGAUAACAAAUGUUAUAUAAUCCUUUUGCUAGUUAUCCACUUGUUUGCUGGUUUUGUCUCUGCAUGCCUGGAAACGAGUACGUUGGAAGUUCCAGAUAAAUUAGGACUUAAGUAUAUGUUUAUAUCCAUAGUGGAUACAUUUAGAAAGAUAAUAGGAAUACAGGA